Molecule: messenger RNA, 2576 nt
Organism: Maylandia zebra (zebra mbuna)
Lineage: Eukaryota; Metazoa; Chordata; Actinopteri; Cichliformes; Cichlidae
Gene: rras
Product: RAS related
Biological process (GO): signal transduction
Cellular component (GO): membrane
Molecular function (GO): GTP binding; GTPase activity
Source: RefSeq, a predicted model, not a curated record
GCCAAGACUGGAGGUUUGCUAAAAAACUAUUUGGACAAAUAUUCGUGUCAAAGCAGAUCGGACCACAGUGGGUUUAAAAGCAAGUAUGUGGAUAAAGGGCAGACUUUCAGCUUGCAUUCGAGGGCUUUAACAAAAGUGUAGUGUGAACAGGAACUGCAUCCACUUUUAUACAAGUUCCCACUUUGAGAGGCUCACAAAUAACUGGGCGAACUAACAUAGUGCAAAUCCGUUUCCUGCCAGGUCUUUACCUCAGCUGUUGCUUCUUUGUGCAUCUUUAACAACACUGCAACCAUUGAGCAUGUCCUAUUUAGUUGUGUUGCUGCUUUGCUUCAGGCCGUUUUCAUUGUGAGGCUGCAGCAGUAUCACUUCACUGCGUGUUUACUUUGCCGUAACACACCUUCGGGAUUUCUGAAGUAUUCCACGCUGGAAUUUCAGACGCUUCAUUGUGUUAUUAAAGCAGUUUGGUUCCGUUUCAAAGGGCGAAUAACAUCUUGUACAAAGUUUCACAUCCGUUUAAUCAGUGUCGUAAGUUCUCACGCUGCACGGGCACGUCCGUAGGAAUGAUGAUGUCACGGAUGCUCCGGUGACCGAAUAAGGAAGCUGACACCCGAAAGAUUAGUUUCAGAGUAGUUUUUAAUUUGCAGCAGACGAAGGCUGCCGUGUGUUUGUCCUCGCGUGGGGAAAGUCACCGCCGCCUCUGACAUCAGUGUGAUGUAGUUGCUGCUGUAGUUUCUUGAGGAAAGAGAAAAGAGGAAGCAGUUCCGCCCAGAAGCUGACUGGAGGCCGACGAGAAAAGAGGCGAAAGAAGAAAAGAAAAGGCGACGGCGAUCUGCUACAGUCCCGCUGUAAGGCCCAACUCAAAGCAGACCCGUCGGUGCGUGUUAUUGUGCUGCGUGGACAGUGGGACUCCGUCAGGACUUUGCUUUACAGUUAGCAGGCUUGCUGCGAGACCGGGAUUUAACGCGCCCCUGAGGUCCUGCGGUGAGCUCGGAGAGGUUCUGGUCCGGACUGAAAAUGAGUGGAGACGAGGAAAGAUUCAAACUGGUGGUUGUGGGGGGAGGAGGAGUGGGAAAGAGCGCCCUUACCAUCCAGUUCAUCCAGUCGUACUUUGUGUCCGACUACGACCCCACCAUUGAAGACUCCUACACCAAGAUCUGUACCGUGGAUGGAAAGGAGACCCGGCUUGACAUCUUGGAUACAGCAGGUCAGGAGGAGUUUGGUGCAAUGAGGGAGCAGUACAUGCGGUCUGGAGAAGGCUUUUUACUGGUGUUUGCACUCAAUGACCGUGGCAGCUAUCAUGAAGUCCAGAAGUUCCACACCCAGAUCCUGAGAGUGAAAGACAGAGAUGAUUUUCCCAUGGUGCUGGUUGGAAACAAGGCAGACCUGGAACAGCAAAGAGUGAUACCCAAGGAGGACGCACAGGCGUUUGCCAGAGAGAACAGGAUCCACUACAUGGAGGCCUCGGCGAAGAAUCGCUUCAAUGUUGAUGAAGCCUUCUUGGAGCUUGUGCAUAUUAUUAGACAGUUUCAGGAGAUGGAGAGCCCUCCUCCAACUCAUCACACAGGGAAGGAGAAAAGUCGUGGCUGUCCCUGUGUCAUCCUUUAAGCACUAUUAUUACGAAUACCAAAGCCUCAUUCCUCUGCAGAAAGGUGUUUUUGUGUGUACAUAUGAGUGUGUAUGUGCGCAAGAGAGAAGGUGGAUCAGUUUCUUUCCAGAUGAUUACAUUUGCACUUUUGUUAAAAGCAACAUUUAAUUUGGUUUAAUUUUAAAUAGAGAACUGAAAGGAAGAGGUGUGAUCAGCAGCAGGGCGGCACUUGUGACGCAGAUUAAUAAUAACGUUACAACACAAAUCAUAAUUUGUGUCCACAAAUAGAAAUAUCACCAAAAAAUGUAGUAUAUAAUUCACUCUUCAGUGAUGCUAUUUUAAACAAAUCCAGAUACCAGCAUCUGCAACACCACGGCAUCCAUAACUGUCUGAAGAAAUGACAUUAAAUGUGCUAUGUGCAAAAAUUAGCAUGUCAUAAAUGGACAAGUGCUGAUUUUCCCCUUAGCAUGGUUAAGUCGUAAGGGCCAAAGCGAUGCCAUUUUCCAUGCCCUCCUGCAAAGGGGCAGGAGAGCUCCAAAGAAGUAUUAUUAUUCAAGACAAAAAGAAGAAUCAUAGCAGAAGCUGGAGUCAGUCUCAAAAGACGAACAAUAUUGAAUACAUCCAUGAAUAACAUGUCAUUUAAGAUCCUGAUCAAAUGACAGUAUUGGCCAUGUGUUGUGCGAUGGCUGCAUCGUUGCAUCGUGGUACUCUAUACUAUGUAUUUGGGGGGUUUUGUACUUUUUCUUUGUAUUUCUCUACUUUAUCAUCGUAAUUGUGAAAAUGCAGUAUAAGCGUUUUGAGUGCUCCAGUGUAGUAGAAAGUGCUACAGAAGAACCUGUCCAUAUACUGGAAGGGUGUGGUCACAACUUCGUGGGUCUCCAGGUGGCGAGAAGCUUGAUGUCCUAAGAACAGUUAAGAUACUGAACAGAACCCGAAAAUAUAUUGAAUUAAGUCACUUUUAUAAACUAUUAAAACAUUUAUCUGAACUUUA